UUUGUCUUAUUUAAUUUGUAUUUUAAAACAUGAAAUGAAUGUGUCUUUUUAUGGUGCUUACAGCAUCUGUAUUUAGUUUGUGAUGGUUAUGCUAAUCAUGUAUGGUUAAAAGAGAUAAAUUUGUCUACGGAGGGAUGAACAAAAGACUGAAAAAUGGAUAAUAGAAAACGAAGACUGCUGCAAAUCCACAAGAAAGCCAUAGUUGAUGAUUUAGAUAUCAAUGACAUCAUAGAUGAAUUGUUUACUAAGAAAGUCAUUUCAAUAGAUGAAAUCGAACGUAUCACAAACUAUGCAGACCGUGCUGAAAGAACUAGAGGCCUUUUAGAAUACAUAGAGAAUAGCAACGACAGUACAUACCAGGCAUUCGUAGAUAGCCUGGAAAAAGAUCACAACUGGUUAUGGCAGAAAGUGACCUUAGAAGACAAAGAAGACAUAUCUACCGAUAGUUUCGAAGACAGCCUGAGUAGGGGAGAUGUGCCCAGGUUACCAAAGAAUUAUGUUAGGAGAUUACCAGUGGAAAGAGAGGUGGAAAUAAAACUAAGUAACCUUACAAGACACAAGGUUUUGGUGCUGGUAGGAAUGUUGGGCUCUGGGAAGACUUCCAUAGUCCUUAGUGUGCUCCGCAACAACCCUCAUCUUAUUACGGACAGCUUGAACGGUUAUGUAUUCUGGAUCAAUCUCAGUGACUGCAAAAAUGACUAUGACAUAAUCACACAACAAAAAAAAUUAUACCGAAAGAGUUCAUUGUGGGCAUCCAAUUCAUACAUGAACUCAUCAAUGUCCAUGUCGAGUAUAUGUUCCAACGGCGACAUCACAAUAUCAACAGGUUACGAAAACACCUGGGAGGAAAUGAGAGACAAACUGAAACACCAAUUUUCCAGUGAAUCAUUGAAGUCAUCUUUGUUAGUACUAGAUGAAGUACAUGAUAAGCUAUCGGUUGAAGCAUUUGAUAUUGGAUGUAAAAUACUAAUCACUACCAGGAACAAUGACAUUGCUAAUACAUUUGCCUCACAAAUCAUAAAGAUCAAAGACAGUUUAACAGAAAAUGAGAUUUUGGAAUUCUUUGCUAAUUGCCUAGACGUAACAGUCUCUUCCUUGCCGAGGCAGGCAAGAAAGUUGCAAGAAACAUUUAAAGAAAAGACACCUUUCCAUAUUGGCUUGAUUGGAGCUCAGAUGGCUGUUAAUAGAGAGAGCUUAGUAGAUAAUGGAUCUCCUUUGUGGAAAGAAUAUCUGAAAAAUUGGGGUAAAAAGGGUUUUUUUUCAUUUCCCAGUACUAACAACAAACCUGCAGAAAUGGUGAGAUUUUGUGUGAACUCCUUAGAACCCGAAAUCGUAUCACUUUUCAAAAUGCUGGCCAUAUUACCAGAAAAUGUCAAAGUAUCAGCUAAAGUGCUAAGCAAACUAUGGCACAAAACUAUCACGGAAACAGACUUGAUCUUAACCCAGCUUUACAACAAAUCCUUGAUAAACAGAUCUUAUAACACAUACCAAAAGGACUAUGUUUAUGAAACACACGAACUGAUUUUGAAUUUUCUUAAAACAUGUCUCACUAAAGAGGAAAGUGGAAAGUUACAUUGUGAUUUUCUUAAUAGUUACAAUUACAUUAAACCAAGUAAUACAACAGUGCAGAUAACUGACGAUGGCUAUAUAGCCAUGUUUAUUGGAUACCACCUAGCGAAUACUAACAAUUUAAACCAUAAAUGGGAACUUUUCAAUAGACUGUAUCUGGAUUUGAAAUUCCUGGGCAAUAAAGUGAGGCUCACUGGGGAAGCAGAUGUUAUGUUCGAUCUUCAGAAGUAUGAAGAGUAUAUCGCCAAAGACCAAUUGGACAAAGAUUUCCUCAUUGGAAUUGUGGCGUUUCUGAAAACAUAUGGCACAGACUUAUAUCGUUAUCCAUGUACAGACAUUGUACAAAAUAUCUUGCAGCAUGAAUCCAAGGGAAUACUUUUUACAAAGGCAUAUGAUAUCGCUCAAACCAAUUGCUCCAAGAACGAGCUUUACUUCGAGUUUUCUCAUGAACAAAAUGUGGAAGAAAUUAUGCACUCUACAAUUGAUGUUAAAGAUCAUAUUACAUCUGGUUGUUUUCUAGGAGAUUUUGUACUUAUUGGAACAAAAUCGGGAAUUAUUAAGAUGUUUCACUGUGAAACCAGUAAGUUAAAGACAGAAAUAAUAAAUGGUACAUCUGCUAUAAAGUGGGUUGGUGCAUGUCCUAUAAGUCCUACGAAGGUUGCUACUUUGUCCGCGGACGGCGCAAUAACACUGUACAACAAUCUAUAUACAGAUCAUGUGGAACAAGAAGACACCGAUACUGUAAUAGAAGAAGCAGAAUUUGAAGAGCAACCAUCAUCAAACUGUACCAAUAGUAAAACAACAGACCAUAGAAUGAGACCAUAUCUAAAUUGUAGAUGGGCCAAUAACGAGAAAACAUUGAUCGCACAUACGUCAAAGACAAUCGUUCUAUACCACAUUAAAGACGAAGUGUUGAAACCCAUAGACAAAUUGGACAGAAACAAUGAAAUAUCAUGUUGCACAUUAUGCAAUGACGAUAGACUUAUCAUAGCUGCUGAAUGCAACAACGACAAACAUAGUGUUGUGGUCAUAGACAGGAGAAAUCAAGAGAUGCUUAUGUCUUUCGGGGAAACUGACUCCAUUAUAGAUAUAUUGGUUGUUCCUGGAAUAGGAAGCAACAAGAUUAUCACUCUCAAAGAAAAAGAGCUGAUCCAACACACAUUCAAAAUAAACCAGACUUCCUACCUAAACAAGUCGAUUUGCAGCAGCGAAAAAAUUUUAAGUUGCGACGAUGUCAAAGAGAAUCUGAAGUUUUUGUCGAUGGCUGUGAAUAAGACUGGCACAUUAUUAUUUGUGUCUACUACUGAUCGUAGAGUUAUCUGUAUUGAUUUAAAAACAAACUCUCAUACAUUUGACAUUGAAAAUAGGCGCGGCAAUAUCAUAUUUAUGGCAGUUAGUGAGAUACCAGGCGGCGACGAUUAUGUGCCAGGCCUGGAUGUCUUACUAACCGGCACGGGUACUGAAGAAAAUUCAGCCAAAAUAUGGUUCUUGGAUGCUGGUUACGUAUCGCAGAAGAGACAGCAAGUUUGUAAAGUCCGGCUUACAAAGAAGUUCGCAGUAAGCUUCGUCAAUACAUUGUCACCGCAAACUCCUAAUCAGGAUAUAUUAGUGAAUGUCCCAAGUUCCCAAAGCCUAUCAACGACACCCAAACGUCACCAAUCAUUCGCUGAUCGUAUGGAACCCACCCGAAAACCAGCUCAUAAGACCCUGAGUUUAGAUAGAUAUUCUCUAAAGCCGCUCAACUUGAAGGGCCUGUGUAAUAAUAAUGAAAAUUUUAUCCAGCCUUUAUUAGCAGUGGUCGACGACAAAAAUAAUAUACAGGUUAUGCGUGGUAAAAAGGUCCUCACAGAAAUCGUAACUAAUGCAGAGGAUAGAAUCAGCGUCGUCCGUAUAUCACCCUGCAAUCAAUACAUCAUUUACGGCCUUUUAUCGGGCACCGUCAACAAAUAUGCACUCCGUAGUAAAGAAACUGAGGUGAUCAUGAACUUAACGGGAUCCAUACAGUACCUGAACUUCGUGAAUUCGUUCCUACUUGUUGUGUCAGAUGAAAAACGUUGUUUGAUGGCAUACCAUUCUUAUAACGGCAAAUGGAAAUCAGAGAUGUUGCAGCGCGGAAAGUGUCAUCUUGGGUCGCAGGAAAUGUUGAAUGACAUACAAGGAAUAAAAAAGAAAAAUGGGCAUACAGACAGUUUAUCAGACACUGGCAGUACUUCAGGUGAAAAUGGCCUGCUGCCAGACCUUAGUGCACUCGUCGACUGCUUCUGGGUCGCUGACGGGCUUAUUACCAUAGAAUGCAACGCUGUCAUUAAGUUAUGGAGCCCAGAUUUUAAGCUGGAUAGCGUGUUAAAUGGACGCAAUGUCGACGCACGAGCUAACUGCGCCGCAUGCCAAAAGAAUAUACUUGUGAUUUGUGAUGGUCACAAUAUGACUUUUUAUAUAUUCCAACUAAGGAAAGAUGAAAAUAACAAAUUAAGACUGAAUCUAAAACAACGAUAUAAUUUAGGAAGCCAGAUUGUCUCGUGCGAUCUAACUACGGAUGGUACCAAAUUAGCGUUAGGACUAGACGGUGGUGAUGUUGUCAUUUGGAAUGUAACCCAAAAACGCCAAAUAACAAUACUGAGGCAUCAUAAAAGUAAAGUGCAAUGGUGUUCAUUUUCACCUACACCUGAUAAUUUUUGCCGAACCCCAGCACAAUCGCCUUCGUUAUAUCCCCAUCCACCAUCAUUCAAUCCACACACAGAUGACAAUGAACCACCUUUGGUGUUGGCAACCAUGGCCACUGAGAUUGUAUGGUGGAAUAUUUCCUUUGUAUUGAAGAAUCCUAAAAAGACAUUUAUCAGUAACACAAAUAUUAUGUCGCCUCUUGUCAGCCCAAUAGACAACAGAAUUCAAUCACCGGUCAAUAACGACUCGAGUAGUCCAAAAAACAUAUUUUUUGGAAAUGGAUCAAUCGGAAGUCACGAUUGCUGGAAAUCUAUAUGGAAAAAUAAAACGUGCAAGGAAGGAUCCAAACGGGAAGAAAUACUUGCAUGCGUCAAGCUGACGGGUAUGAACGCUGAACAAUUAUGUCACAACGAACAAUAUUCCUGCUUCGUAACUGUCGAUAACUCUGGUCACGUUCACAUUAUGAAUGUGAUGAGGCCAAACACAUAGCACACUGCCAUAUGCAUUUAUGUACGCGUAUCAAUAUCCCUUCUAUACAUCCUAUGUGCAUAGUGUCUAGUUCAUACACUUGUCAUAUAUUAUAAAAUACACGCAACAGAUAAUACUCAUUUGAUACCUGUUAAAUUCUUUAUGUUUUUUAAGAGUAUAAUUACGCAUGUACAAUAAGUAAUUUAUAUGCAUAGAUAUAAAAUAGUGGCAGAUGUCUCAAACAGAACUAGCUUAUAGGUUUUUCAAAACAGGUUGUCGUAUUCUUGUGUUUUAUACAUACAUACACAGCGCUAUAUCACCCUCUGUAUGGAAUUGUGUUUGUGAAUUUGUAUGAACAUCAAAAACUGGCGCUAAAGGUCUGUAGAAAUAGCUUAUAUAUAUAUAUAUUAUUAUUAUUAUAAUUCAGCAUGGAUAUUGAAUCGCGUACAGUUACUAUUACAUAGUAAAACUGUUGUAAUCUUAAUUUACGUAAAUUGUAAAUAAUUAUUCAAAAUAUUCAACCAGUCAAUUUUCGACUACGUAACUGUAUAUUAAAAUUUUACAAUAUUACGAAUGUCUGAUAUAGGUUAAAUACAAUGUGUUCUACUGUAAGUAUUAAUUAUCAAACUAGGAUUCUAUUAAAAAUGAAAAAAAAAUCAUUUGUUAGUAGAUAUAUAGUAUAUUAUGUGACAUUACAAAUGAACAAAUGAAGGAUCAAUAAGUAUUGUUUUAUAAUUGUAUUUAUAAAUGAAUAUUACAGUGAGAAAACCUACUUGCCCUUUAAUCGUAAUUAUAUUCAUGAAGACAAAAUUUCUAGGGAGUAUAGAUCGAAAUUUAGAAAAAUUUGAACAUUAAUUGCAGAAUAGGAGAUUAAAUACUGCAUGGUCCAAGUGGAUAUGGAUUCUUUAAGGAGAGUUAUUCAGUACCAGCUGGGUUGUAGUUCGUUUAUACCCUUCCUGUGAAUAUAAAUUAUAAAGAUACCAUCUAGUACUAUGCAGUAGGUUACCAUUUUUUAUAUCAUAACAAUUGUACUCAUCUGUUGGGUACACAUAUUUGAUAUAAAACUGAGAUUAUAGAUUUACUUUCAUUAUAAAACAACGUAUUCAGAAUUUCUGUCCAAGUUUGUGCUUUUGACGGCAAUUUAAAUGAAAUUUUAAAAAUUUUGUGACAGAAUACUUAAACGCUUUAAUAUAGUUGCCAUAAAUUUUGGAAUAUUUUUAGCUUCUAAUGGAGUGUAUUAAUUUAUUAUAUAUUUUCCUAUUUGAUCUACAAAAUCACACAAUAAUAAAUCUCGUCUUAUUAUCUCGUAUUAAAAUUUUAGUUUUGGAAUAGACUAGUUUAAUGAACUCUAUAUGUAUUCAGCAUACAAGCAAACAUAUAUGCAACAUAUAGCAGCACAGGCAUACAAAUUGAGCAUGAUUUUGAUACUGCACUGUGUCUCUUUGUCUAUGGUAUUCCACAAAUUGUUUGCCGCGAACUGUCGUUUUACGCGUAUAUUUAAAUAUAUAUACCACUUUUUAUUAACGAAUUGUAGCUUUAUGGCAUUUAUCAUCCGAUUUUGCUCAUUUCAAUAUGUGAUUUAUAAGAAAUAAAGACAAUUAUUAUAUUAUCAUAAAUUAGGUAAGAUCCUUAAAAGGCGAAUUAUUAUACAAGCGUCGUUUAUUUUUAAAUUUAUAUUUAUUUGUAAUUUCAAAUUAAGAGAAGGAUAAUUUAGAAUUUUUGUAAUUAGAUCAAUUACAAAAUUAAGAUUUACAUUGCAUUAUGAAAAUCGUUCCGCUAACUGUAUAUGGAAGAGAAGAUUAUUGUUCUUUAGUUAGGAACAUCAUCUUUUGGAUAAAUUCCUAAAAUAGCAAUUUUAUGUUUCUUUAAUAAUUUAAUUUCGCAUUUCAUUAUCAAUAUCCAGGUUUGAGUAUAUAUAUGCUUAAUGUUAUGAUAUUUAAAAUUAAUAUUAUUAGCGUUAUGUAAACAAUUUUAUAAUUUAGCAUUGGUUGUUUUAAAAAAUAUGUCAUUUAUUCAGCUUUCAUUAACAAUUGUACUACGAAAACAAUCAAAACUUUUAUUUAAUAAUACUAUCAUGAAAUACAUGUUUCAUAUGCAGUGUAACAUAGGUUUCCUAUUGGAAAUAAAAACAUUAAAAGUUAUCCUAUCAACAAAUUCCUAUCUAAUGUUUCGUAUUAUUAGAACAUAUUUUUUUUACUUCUUUAUGUUAUGAUAAAAACGAGAAUACUUUUACUUUUUUAUGUGUUUAAAGCUUUUUUUAAAUUUGUCUAAAAAUGAUAAUUUUUUCUAUUACAAGAGAUAUAAACGAAUGAACCUAAAUGUAAUUAUAAAACGUUGUAUCCAAUUUUAUAGAUUUUUUAAUAUAAGAAAUGAUUUUAAAAAAUAUUGAAACAUUUAAAAUGCUAAGCUAAGAGAUAUUUCAAAACGAUAAUAAGCCAUAUUUU
This is a messenger RNA of Achroia grisella, 7145 nucleotides long. RefSeq lists its product as uncharacterized. Gene Ontology annotation, molecular function: ADP binding; protein binding. The transcript has 20 exons. NCBI's taxonomy places the organism in Eukaryota, Metazoa, Arthropoda, Insecta, Lepidoptera, Pyralidae. The record is from RefSeq and is a predicted model, not a curated record. Bases 154 to 4722 code for a protein of 1522 amino acids. Gene Ontology annotation, biological process: regulation of apoptotic process.